AUGCUUGAGGAAUUGGCCAGCGGUGGUCCUCAAGAAAGGGAUUGGAAAGGAAUAGCAACUGCUUUGCUCGUUAUAAUGGUCAUCUGUUCGCUAAUCGCCUUGGCCGUUCUGAUACUAACUCCAAUGUCGGCGGCUAUAGAUCACACUCGGACGCCGAUCAACCUGACUACGAUGAGUCGACUUCGGCCUUCCAUCCUCAACGCGCGAUGGAGCGGUCAGGACGACAUCAUCUACGAAGACGCUAAUAGUGGUGUACUCCGACUUGUCGGCGAAACGAAUGAGCACUGA
Ostertagia ostertagi is the source of this 288-nucleotide messenger RNA. NCBI's taxonomy places the organism in Eukaryota, Metazoa, Nematoda, Chromadorea, Rhabditida, Trichostrongylidae. The record is from the annotation of a GenBank genome assembly.